Molecule: messenger RNA, 2151 nt
Organism: Saprolegnia diclina VS20
Lineage: Eukaryota; Oomycota; Saprolegniomycetes; Saprolegniales; Saprolegniaceae
Exons: 5
Coding region: 1-2151 (716 amino acids)
Source: RefSeq, a predicted model, not a curated record
AUGGUGGACGUGGACGGCGUCUUCUCGCACUUCCAGGCGACGCCGCUCAAGCUCAAGCGCCGUGCACCGACGGCACCGACGGUCGCGAGGCGUAGCCCGCCGCAGAACCCAGCGCCGGCGCGCCGCCAACGAGUACCGUCCAAGAUGGUCGCCCGGCAGCCGUCGCGCACCAAGCUCACCGACGGCGUCGUCGCGCCAUCAAAGAAGCGGGUGCUGCCCGUGCACCCAUCGUCGGCCAAGAAGCGAAAGCUACUGCUCGCGAUGCCGCCGCCCGACGACGACAACGUGCCCGUCCAACAAAAGCUCGUGUUUGACACGCCACCACGCAAAGCGGCGAGAACGCACGUCGAGACCGCAGCUAACGACAAUGAUACGAACGACAUGCUCGCCACGGACGCAGGCUGGACGCCGCCACGACCAGAGACGCCACCUGUGCCUCACACGCCAUUCCGGUCAGAGACGCCACGCCGCCCCGAGACACCGCCACGGCCAACGACGCCGCCGCGGUUGGAAGUUUUGCGCACCGCGGUAGCGCCGGCGACACAAGACACAGCAUUCGAGACACCAAAGAAGUGCGCUCCACCGUCCCGCGGCCAAAUCCUGUCGCCGCUCUCGUACCUUCGACUGCACUCGGCGCCAACGGAUGUCAACGCGGGCCCGCCGCCUUUUUCACCCAAUGUCUUUGACGAGCCGCGUCGACUCGAGCCUUCGGCGGCCUCGAGCCUAUUGCCUCCGACACCGCCGCUGCCGCCCAGCGUGGUUCCUACCGUUGAUCUUGGCUCUCGGUCGUCGUGCAAGCCCGCCAAACGCGAGCUCCUCGCGCCACUUCAAACCCGCCGCAGCGCCCGGCUACAGGCGGCCUCGGGCGACGCACCACCCGAUAUCGAAGCGCUGACACUAGAGCGGCCAUCCCACUUGCGUCGGACGCCCGGGACAAAGGUCCUCCGCUCGCGCGCACACACGGCUCUUGUCCAAGCUCACAUGGACACCGCGCUCGCGAAAUCACCGCCCACGACGUCGUCGACGGUCGUGGCCUUGAGCUGGGCGUCCAUUCAAGAGAUGUACGCGGCCAAAGUGCUUCCGAAGACCGUCUCGACGGCGCUCCAUGCAGUCUUUACGUCGUGGAUGCUCUGCGAAGACGUCGUUGCGACCUCCGAACCCAGUACUUCACGCCUCGCGUUUGCUGCCUUUGACCAGUCGACGAUCGACCUGCGCUACGACGUAGCUGAUACUCACGGCGCUAUGCGCACGGUACCGGUGCUUUUGGCUCACUACGCGGCGCUGUACGACCAACUGCAAGCCUUGACGUUGACCCAGCAAUCGCUCCUGCGCACGGUCUUGGCGCACGUGGCGUCGGUGGCGUCGGCACCAAUAACGAUGGCCUCGACGCUGCUACAGCAUGCGUGGACACGUGGCGCACCGCGGCUUGUCCGUGCGGCCACCACGUACUUUGCAACCAUCACAGCGCAGCCCGAGACGCUGUUACACAAGUUGGGGUCGCUCGCCGGGUCGCUCCUCCGGCAUGUGCUUCGCGCCAUCUUCUUGUCGUUUGACGCACGCCUCGAUGCCGGCGACUCGCGCGCCCCGAGCGUCGCUCUGCCCAAGGCGCUGUACGCUCACCACGACUUGGGGGCUGCUGUGCACCGCGCCCUCGUCGACCGUAUGGCGGGAGCGCUCGACGACUACCACACAGCUCUCUGCGUUGACUUUUUGGCGACUGCAUUUCAAACACUGUGGCGGUAUCGGUCCGAGCCGUAUUUGCAAGCGCACAUUGCCGUCAUGGAGAAAACCGCGGCCCGGAUCGCAGCGCUCGGCUUGGACGACGAAGCGUACUUGGCGCCACUGGCGGCCCUUGGCACUUUUGUUGCGACGCUCGAGAAGGAACAGCGCGCCGUCGCCAGCGUUUUGGCCCGCGCCCCGGUGCCCGAGCCGCGCGACCUCCUCUCCUGUCCCUUGCCGGAGAAGGAGUCGACGCCGCUCAAGACGCGCUUUGACGCGGCGAGCGGCUGCUUUGAGUGCAAGCAAGCGCUCCGCGACGACGCGAUCGUCGAGUGCCGGACGUGCCACCACAAGUACCAUCUCGCCUGCUUGUACUUGCCACUGACGUUUCGCGAUCCAUCGCGGCGCUACGUCUGCCCGCAUUGCUUGUAG